UUUCGCUGUGGUCUUCAGCAACAACAUACGAUAGCAGCUUCUUACUUGACAGUUAAUGUAUACUGUUGUGACCAAGGGAAAACUGUGUGUAGUUGGGUAAUCAGAUAUACUUAGUUCAGGUUGCAAUGAACGAUGGUCAUUUGUUUGAAAAAUUAAAAAAGAAGACUGAAGACAUCCUGUCUAUACGUGUAUAAACAGAACGUAGGUGCAUUCAAAAAUCUGAAGAAAAAACAGCCACUUAAAUAGAGACUUGGAAUUAAAAAAACAAUAACACGGAUAUAUUAAUGAAUAGUAAUGUGAAUUAGAAUUUGGAAAUACAAGCAGUGUGUUGCUGAGGACUAUCUACCGAUACAGAGAUAUCAAAUUGAGCAAAAAGACUUUUGGAAAAGAAGUACAGCCAGGAUGCCGGUGGAACAAUUUAUUGAAUCUAUAGGCGCGAAUAUGUCGUACGAGCAGUAUAACAAUAUGACUCUUGACUUUUUGACAGAAAUCAUGUGGCCUUUUACAAAGCCAUACAGCCCACUAGCUGAAAAGACUUCAGUGAAGCCAAUCCAUAUUGUUAUCAUAGUGUUGUGUUCGCUAGCAAUAAUUACCAAUUGUGUUGCUAUAGUUUCCACGUGCAGAGUAAAAUACUACCAAACGCUCCAUCUGAAACUGAUAGUAAGUCUUUGUGCGUCAAACAUUUUAAUUGUCAUCGCAAUUCUUGCAAUGGUCGUCAACAAAAUUGUCAACAGCACAAAUCUGGUAGGGAUGAGCAGUCCCGAGAACCGAGCAACAAACGCAUGCGCAUUUGCAACAGUUAAUUCUCUGAAAAUUAUGGGAUUUCUGACAUCGUUGCUUAAUCUUCUUGCAAUGGCCGUUGAUCACUACAUUGCCGUGAUGUUUCCUCUAAGAUACCCGAAAAUCAUGACCAAGCCGCGAGGCAUCGUCUUGAUUUGCAUCAUUUGGGUAGUCUCCGCCAUCGGCGGAUUCUCGAAUAUUGUACUUGGCCUUUUGCAGAACGACAAGUCACGUACCGAGGUUUUCCACUUUUGUGAACUAGUUAUGUAUGAUCGUUACAACGCUGAGGUUUUGGUUUGCAUUGUAACAGCAAUUUUUGUGAUUGCAGUUACUUUUAUUUACAUUCAACUGUGUCGCAAAUUUAGAGCGCUAAAGAAAGAAUCACAAAUGACACCCGGCGCCAACUACUCUCUUCAUAAAUACACAGCAGUAAUGACAACGAUAAUAAUUAUCAUGUGUUUCAUUCUUUGUCUGGUUCCUUACAUCGUCUUCCAAAUGAUCAUGAUCGGACUCGUUAAUUUCAACAAGGACGUUGUGUAUACUCUCUUCAACAGCCUAUUGGUCGCCAGCAAGUAUCUACACGUUCUCUUGAUCACCAAUUGCUUGGCUCAUCCGUUUAUUUACGCCGUACGUUCAAAGAUCAUGAAGAGAGGUUACAAGAAUUUGUUCAUGGCAAUGCAUAGAGAGAAAAGAUUAUCUGUUCGUAACGAACUCGGAGUGUUUGAUGGAACACUUGGACACAGCUCGAAGGCGAUCGGACCGUCGUGUAAAAGGGUAGAUGAACAGAAUGAAGCAGAAAAAGAUGGAGAAACAGACGCAUUUGUACCUGCUCUUACUAAAUAAGAAGACGAAAGGAGCACUGUUUUGUAAUAAAUGUGUACAGUGGUUGUCACUUAUGGGCGACGAAUGACAAUGCUGAACGCUGAAUUAUGAUGUUAUAUUUAUGACAGAACAUUAUUAAUUCCGAUUGUUUUUAUAACUGUCAAACUUUUUCCACAGUGCAUGUAUAAUUAAAGCUACGCUGUGACAUUAUGUCAGCAGAUUUUUUGUUUGAAAUUCACAAAUUUUAAGAGGUUUAUCUUAACAUGCAUGCACAAAUUGUCUGUGCAAAUGUCAUUUACAGUUGAUAUUAUACGAUGUGUUAUACCGUAUACUACUCAGCAAAUUACACUACCUGUAUUAUAUAUAUUUCUGAUGUGAAUGCUGUUUUCCAGCAGCCAUUUGUUUAAAUUUGAUAUGUUGAAUGUUAUCUUUUGCCUAGUUGGCUAAUUCAAACAAUUUGAAUGGUGAAAGGUAAUAAUUGGAUACAUAUUGACAAAUCAAUAGGUAUUUUGAGUAACUUUGACCAAAAUAAACACUUAAUUGGCUUUAAGCAAUGGAUUGCUGUUCUGAAUAAAACUCCAUAUACCAGAAAUACAGAUUCAUUCUUUUAAUGAUUUUUCGUAGCUGUUGUAUUCCUGCGUUCUAUGCAUAUAGUUUAUUAUAUUACAUAAAUAAACUUCAGCAGCUGUUGGAAGCUAAUCAAUAAUGUUAAAUACGCAUUCGUUGAUUAUUAUUUCACCUUGAGUUGCUACUAACACAUCAUUUAAACAUAAAUAAACAUUGCUUAGAAAUAACAAACCAGAGU
Mya arenaria is the source of this 2407-nucleotide messenger RNA. Its product is annotated as melanocortin receptor 3-like. Gene Ontology annotation, molecular function: G protein-coupled receptor activity. The record is from RefSeq and is a predicted model, not a curated record. The coding region runs from base 403 to 1623 and encodes 406 amino acids. Gene Ontology annotation, cellular component: membrane. NCBI's taxonomy places the organism in Eukaryota, Metazoa, Mollusca, Bivalvia, Myida, Myidae. Gene Ontology annotation, biological process: G protein-coupled receptor signaling pathway. The transcript has a single exon.